GGGCAAAGGAGGGAAAAAUAAAAGAAAGAAAGAAAAAAAAAGAACAGCCCAGCGUGGUGGCUUCCAUCGCGCUCCAGCAACCCGCCCCGAGCUGACGCGCGAUGGUGAGAUUGGAUUUCCGCCCCUCAUCGCCGCCCUGUUCACCGGCGAUCGUCUCCCUGCGUCUGGAGGAGGCUAUAGGGAUCCCACCCUCUGCUCUGGGGCGGUAUGGCGUCUGUGUCUCUGCUCGUUGGACCUUGCCCCAAGGUACUCUUAUCGCUGUUCCGGCGUCGAGCGCAAUGGCGCUGUUCCGUGCCGUUGAGCGCCACCAUCUCGUCGCCAAGGUACGUACGAAGACAUGCUAGCGCGUUCCCCUUCUUGUCGCGCUUGGGAUAGAGAAAGCGCCGUUAUUUGCUUGAGCGCUUUGGCGACGUUUUGCUGCUCACGCAGUACAGGUGCUUGUCGUAAUGCUUGUGCAGUAUGUGCUGUGGGCGUUUCGCCUAGAGGAGUCCGCGAACUGGAUGAUCAGUAGGAUAGUAGGAUGAACUGAACAACCAGUAAUGGCACCACGUUUGCAGCUUUAAAAAUGUAGCAAGUUUGCAACAGUUGAAUUGGAGAAACUUGGUGCAUAUGGCCGUCAGAAGGGGAUGAUGUAGAUACCACCUUAAGGUUUCCAGGCUUGAGUUUGUAUUCUCCUUUGAAAUACAGCAGCCGUUCUAAAUUCUAACAUCCUACCUGUAUCUUGAUCUUUAGAAAGCUGGUGAUUUGUUGUCCUUUAUAGACUCUUUGUUCUGGUUCAGGCUUCUUGAGAAGCUGUGCAGUGUCUGUUGAUUUGCAUUGGCACUGUAUGGUAUUUCUGAUGAGAGGAUACCAAGUUAGAAGUUACCAACUCGUGUAGCUGAAAACAGAAAAACCAUGCAGUCACCAGUUACAUGAAAGCAAUGUACACUUGGGGUCUUGGGCACUGCAAAUUCAGCCUAUUUUGUUGGUCAUUUAUCAGUAUGCUUAUUAGUUGUAAGUUUUGUGAAUGAAUUUACUGAUUUAUUUCAUUUUCUGGUAAUUUUGAAAGAAAAUUAGUAAUUAAUCAUACAAGUUAAAGUCCUUAAUCAGCAUGGUAGACACUUCUAUGAAUUUCUAAUACUUUGCAUGAAGAUUACAGCGCUUAUGAUUUUUACAGCAAACGCAUAAAUAAAACUCCAAAUGAUGAUGAUGAUCCUAUUAUAUUGUUGUCCUUUAAGUUGAUAAUGGUGAUUAGUAUAAAUUUUCACUCCUGAUGAGUAUACUUUGCAACUUGUUGGAAGGAGUUUGGUAGCUUUUACUUUAUGCUUUCUUGUGAUUUCAUAUGUGGUGUCAUACGUGUCAGUACCUGCAGGUAACUUCUUGCAUAAUCAUUUUCUCUAAAGCAAUUGCACAAUAUUUUUUUGUUUGGAAACAGCUGGCACUAAGAGAAUAGGCCACUGAAUGCUAUUUUGCUUCGUGGACCAGUAGGAAAGCAAUGUGCCAAUUAUUCAAUUUGUUGAUUUGGUCUUCAAACAGUUGAUUCAACCGCACAGGAUUUCAACUCCUUGACUGUUUCACUCGUUUCUCCUCAGGUCUAGCGACUUCGACAUGAGCUAUAAUUUUUUAAAUACACUAGGAAGGUUUGGUGUACCCGCUUGCUUGUUAGUAUUUGGAUAACAUUUCAGGAAAACAAAGAUAUGCUGACCAAGUACAGAGGCUGGUUCCUCUGUAUUGCUAAAUCUGAAAGAUGAGGAGCUGCAUCAACUCGGGAGAACUUGGUUGAAUCGAAAUUGUUUGUGCAGAGUUUUGGGCUCCCAUAUCGUAGCUUAUGUGAGUGAACUGCAAGUUUGAUGAAACUUUUGCCAUAGUCCAGCCAACUUGCAUGGCUGCAAUGUUCCGAGUUUGUCGCUGGUAUGGAAGCAGGUUAUCUGAAGAGAACUGCUGCUUCUUAACUGAAGCGAUGAGGUCCUUACUAAUUUAGGUUUUUAUCCACUGUUCCUGAUCAAACAUGGAUUAUGUGAUAUUGGUAUAGUGGGGUUGGUAACUGCGAGUAAUCAUGUCUGACUUCUUCGAGUUAAAUGAAUGCAGCAUUUGUGGACUUUCAGUCAGCAAGUUGCUGCUCAUAUGGCUCUCCACCGCCAAAUGUGAACUCGACGACAGUAGGGAGACUCCAGUGCGGCAAUUUUAUCAAAUACCAAACAAUCAGUUAGAUUUUAUUGAACAAGUUGUUCUGAACAUGGCGCGGAGCUUUGUUGGGACUAUACUAGUAGAAGGUGAAAACAUUUUGGGCUGUAACUGAAAUGCAAGUAUCCAAAUAAAGAGAGCAGAAUCCUGUGAUCCUGUCAUGUUCCAACCAUCAGAGCCUAAUCUAGCUUUUGCUGAUUUGGAAUUUACAUGAAGAGGUGUGAACUUUUGAGACUUUGUAAUGAACUAAUGUCUCCAAUUGAGGAAAUUACAACUCAGAACUGACUAGACAAAAAGGUGAAGGAACCUAUGGUUGAUGGUCAGAACUCAGAUCUGAAGGCAUGAAAGGAGAAUGUCAACAAAUGAUGCAUCAGUGGAUUCCAAGGCAAGUACCAUGUCAUUCCAACUUCCAAACGUCCAAUCUCCUGUCUCUGCCAUUCAUGAAGUAAGGUUCCAACUUGGAAGACUACCAAGUUCAUUCAGCGUUCAGACUCUUCAGGUUCAGGGCUGGAUGUGACAUGGUUUGGUAAAGGCCUGGGAUCUAAGAAGGGAAGACUGGACAAAUUUAAUAAAUGAUAAAUAGACAAAACUGACAAAAUGAUCAGAUGCGAGCAUGUCAUGCUCCAAAGUCAGUCAAUAUACAUGCCAAUCGUUCAAUUUUCUUUUGAAAGUGAUGCUGUUUGGUUGGUUGGUAGUUCAGCUGAUACUAAGCCAAGCUGAUGCAGGUCAGAAUUGUGGCAUAUGAAAUGGCUUCUCUGAACUAGUGAUGUGUUCUCCUAAGUUCAGAACGUGCUCAAAUGAAAGGUUUGAUUUUCUUACGCACUAUAUUUAUUGACAAAGUAUUCAUCGUUCUUUGAGGAAGUGCAUAUCUGAUACUACUUUAUAGCAUGGACAAAAUAUAAGAGUACGAUAAUGUUGUUGUGGCUGUUUUGUUCCCUUGUAAGAAGCUCCUUGUCCUGGCUACCGGAGUGUGUUUGUCAACCCCUACAACCAUCCAUGACAUCAGUCAACGACUCAAUGUUCCAACCUACCAAACUCUAGUCCAAGAAUAAAAAAAAGCUCAGUUCAAAUAAACGCGCGAAGGCUUCGCAAUGGCAUAGCAGCCCGUGCAAAGCAAGCGACAGGGACCAAGGAGCAGUAGCCUGUCCAAGUGGCAGCAUCGUCGUGGGGCCCAAAAAUCCAGCCUCAGCGUUUUCCGGUGAUGCACGCGUACCCAGUCCUGGAGGAGUGCCUCUCGUUGUCUUCUUCACCGUCGUCCUUUAUAAAGGGGGGAAGGUGGCCAUGGCGUCUCCAGCGAGAAGCUGGGCUCUUGCUUGCCUGGUACUUCCUACAUCAAGCUAAGCUACUUCCUCGCUUGCAAUUGUUCGCUAGCUCUUGUAGCUGCCUUUUCUUUGCGAGAGUUUGUUACAACCAACAACUAACUGAUCAAUGGGGAGGCAACCGUGCUGCGACAAGGUGGGGUUGAAGAAGGGGCCGUGGACGGCGGAGGAGGACCAGAAGCUCGUCAGCUUCCUCCUUAACAACGGCCUGUUCUGCUGGCGUGCCGUGCCAAAGCUCGCCGGAUUGCUGCGUUGUGGGAAAAGCUGCCGGCUGCGGUGGACCAACUACCUGCGGCCGGACCUGAAGCGCGGGAUGCUAUCGGAGGAGGAGGAGGAGACGGUGAUCGACCUGCACGCGGAGCUGGGCAACCGGUGGUCCAAGAUCGCGUCACACCUGCCGGGGAGGACGGACAACGAGAUCAAGAACCACUGGAACACCCACAUCAAGAAGCUCAGGAAGAUGGGCAUCGACCCCGCCACCCACAAGCCCCUCCAGCCCGCUCCUCCUCCAGCCGGCUCGCCGGAGGAGGAGGAGAUCGUCACGGCCGUCACGCCAGGACACGAGGCGUUCUGCACCGACGACGUGCCCAUGGCGCACCUCCUAGACGACAUCGUGUUUUCAGGUGACGUGGCCGGCGCCCAGCCCGCUCCCAGCGACGGCGUCACCACGGCUUAUUCGCCUGACCAGUCUCCCUCCGCCGCAUCCUCGUCGUCCUACUCCACCUCGGCGGCAGCAUCGAGCAGCGGCAGCGGCAGUGUCGACGGUGACGACUGGCCUGAUUUGCCGCUGAUGAUGGACUGGCCGGAGUCGAUGUGGCACCUGGAGGACGUGGUAACGGGGCGAACGCCAUGGGAGUUCGAGGACCCCUUCCUGACGUACCAGACGAUCGCGCUGUUCGAUCAUCAGGAAACUUGGACCAACAGCAAGAUCGAGCUCUUCUGAGAAUUGGUCGUUCUUUGCAGCUAAAAAUACUAAUCGACAUGCGUACACGUUAUAUAUGUUCCUGAAAAAAUACAGUAGCUUUAUUUGCACAUUCACCGCUGGUGCAUUUGCCGGUUAGAAAUAGAAAAAAUCAGAGGUACAAUUCGUUUAAAAAUAGAAAAGGAAAUGAAGUGGUGGUUGUGUGAGAGUAUGUCACCCUCUUUCUUUCUUUCUUUUUCUCUCUGUUCUCAUGUGUUGGACAUGCACAUGUACGUCCAACGUCUUGUGCAGAAUGUAAGCAUAGAGAAUCUGGAUAAUGAAAUGGGAGAAAACGAUCACUUUUCUACUG
This is a messenger RNA of Panicum virgatum (switchgrass), 4753 nucleotides long. RefSeq names its product MYB-like transcription factor ODO1. The coding region runs from base 3592 to 4425 and encodes 277 amino acids. NCBI's taxonomy places the organism in Eukaryota, Viridiplantae, Streptophyta, Magnoliopsida, Poales, Poaceae. The transcript has 5 exons. The record is from RefSeq and is a predicted model, not a curated record.